CCCGGCACACCCCGCGCCGUCUCCCUGGCAACAGCGCUCUGCAGCCGGGACGCGCGGUGGUCGCGAGCUCGGCCAGCGCUACUUCCCCGACGAGAGGCGGCUGCUCGUGCGUCCCGGAUAAGGGCGGGACCCUCCAGCCGCGAAGGCAUUGACUGUUGCUACUUGGAUGAAUUUGACCAUCUCCCAGGAGACUUGAAUGUUUAGUUUCUAUAAACAAGUAAACAGCUCUCUCUUGCUUGGAGCAAUGCUGAAAUUCCAGGAGGCUGCCAAAUGUGUGAGGGGAUCAGUAACUGUUUCCUCGUGCCCGGAGCCCCUGAUUGCGAGAAGAUAUGUGCUUCUACAGAAACUUGGCAGCGGAAGUUUUGGAACUGUCUAUCUGGUUUCAGACAAGAAAGCCAAACAAGGAGAGGAAUUAAAGGUACUGAAGGAAAUCUGUGUGGGAGAACUCAAUCCAAACGAGACUGUGCAGGCCAGUUUGGAGGCCCAGCUCCUCUCCAAGCUGGACCACCCAACCAUUGUCAAGUUCCAUGCAAGCUUUGUGGAACAGGAUAACUUCUGCAUUAUCACAGAGUACUGUGAGGGCCGAGAUCUGGACUGUAAAAUUCAGGAAUAUAAAGAAGCUGGGAAAACCUUUCCAGAGACUCAGGUAACAGAAUGGUUUAUCCAGCUGUUGCUGGGAGUUGACUACAUGCACGAAAGGAGGAUACUCCAUCGAGACUUGAAAUCAAAGAAUAUAUUUCUGAAAAAUAAUCUACUUAAAAUUGGGGAUUUUGGAGUUUCCCGACUCCUAGUGGGCUCCUGCGAUCUCGCCACCACUUUAGCUGGAACUCCCCAUUAUAUGAGUCCAGAGGCUCUGAAACACCAGGGCUACGACACAAAGUCUGACAUCUGGUCUCUGGCGUGCAUUUUGUACGAGAUGUGCUGCCUGAACCACGCAUUCGCAGGCUCCAGUUUCUUGUCCGUGGUUUUAAAGAUUGUGGAAGGCAGCACACCGUCCCUCCCCGCGACGUACCCCAGAGAGCUGAACGCCAUCAUGGAAAGCAUGUUGAACAAGAGUCCUUCAUUGAGACCAUCUGCUAUAGAAAUUUUAAAACUUCCUUACAUCGAUGCACAACUACAGCAUCUGAUGUGUCACUAUUCGGAAAUCACGCUGGAAGACAAGAAUUUGAAUUGUCAGAAGGAGGCUGCUUAUAUAAUUAAUGCCGUGCAGAGAAAGCUCCACCUGCAGACUCUGCGGGCACUGUCGGAAGUGCAGAAGAUGACCCCGAGAGAGCGGAUGCGGCUGAGGAAGGUCCAGGCGGCUGACGAGGAGGCCGGGAAGCUGAAAAAGCUUGCGGAAGAAAAGUAUGAAGAAAACAACAAACGAAUGCAGGAGCUGAGACGUGGGAACUUCCAGCAGCUAACUGCUGACGCGCUCCAUGAAUUUGAUGCCCCAGCUGCAGAGGACCUGCCUGCAUCUCAGCCCAUUCCUUCCCUGGACCUUGGCACACGGGAGUCAAGUGUGGAGGACACCAUAGCUGACCUUGGAGAUCAUGAGAUCCCAGAAGACCCACUUGUGGCUGAAGAGUAUUACGCUGAUGCCUUUGACUCCUGUUCUGAAGAAAGUGAGGAAGAGGAAGAAAAUACAGUGUUCUCGGCAGGGGAGGAAGAGGUCAAGGAUGAGGAACCCCAGCCUGCGUACAGGACAAACCAACAGCGCUGCAGCCGUGGAUUCUGUAAUCCUGGACCACAGGCUGAGAAGCAGCCCCGCACAUGAUUUUGCUGUUGGGCAUCUGCAAGAGUUACAUGAGGAUGAAGCAGAUGGCUUUGGACAACUUAUGUUCAGGUAUCUGAUUUCCUUCUUAGGCCAUAACCUGAUCAUCUUCCCAGUCCUAAACUUCUGUAAGGCACAGUAGCAUUUUACUAACUGGGAACCAUUAUGCUUGUAAGAUAAAAGUCAAUCAAGGGGUGCUUAUGUCAAUGGAGGCUUAAUUCAGGAGGAUUCACUGAAGGUUGUACGCAAUCCACUCAGUCAUCUUUAAUGAAGACUAAGUAAUGCAUCAUAAUAUUCAGUGAAUAAAACAGAUAGGAAAUGUUCUCAAGUUCUCCAUAAGAAAAGGAGAGAGAGGCAGGGAGAAAGGAAUAGCUGGGUGUGGAUAUGGGGCUGAGCAGAAAGGGAUGAGAGAAAGAGAAAGCAUGAGAGAGAGAAACCAAGAGAGAAGCACAUGAAGAGAGAAACAAACAAAUAUUGAGACAAAUGCAGAGUCAAGGCAGGGGUGACUGAGCAUGCCAAAAUAAAACCCUUUCCUUACACCAUUUCCUCAUUUCUCCAGUGGGCUCUGGUGAACAGCAGCACCUCCCACCACACACUGAAAAUACCAUUUCCAUUUGCUUCUGUGCUGCUGUCCUAGCCAACUGAAACAAAUAUUAUUGCAACAUUACAGAGCCUUCAUUCUCUGCCUACGGUUGCAAAACACACAAUACACAAAAUGCAUACUCCACUUUUGUCCAAAACAUGGACAUUAUUACUUUAAAACUUUUUAAAUAAAAUAAACCUGACUUCAGAAAACCAAAUGAGUAAAAUAUAUGGCAAACACCUCCCAGGUCUUAAAAUAGAACUUUGCUGGCCACUCCAGAAGUUCUGUCUUUGUGGUACUUGUUAAAACAUAGGGUUGGAUGCAACUGACAGGGGCUUAAUUUCCAGAUAUAUCAAUAGCUCAUACAGCUCAGUAACAAAAAACCAAAUGUCCAAAAAUGGGCAGAAGACCUAAA
Molecule: messenger RNA, 2751 nt
Organism: Vicugna pacos (alpaca)
Lineage: Eukaryota; Metazoa; Chordata; Mammalia; Artiodactyla; Camelidae
Gene: NEK11
Product: NIMA related kinase 11
Biological process (GO): protein phosphorylation
Molecular function (GO): protein kinase activity; ATP binding
Source: RefSeq, a predicted model, not a curated record